Messenger RNA from Pediculus humanus corporis (human body louse), 1344 nucleotides. RefSeq names its product sialin, putative. Gene Ontology annotation, molecular function: transmembrane transporter activity. Gene Ontology annotation, biological process: transmembrane transport; monoatomic anion transport. The record is from RefSeq and is a predicted model, not a curated record. The transcript has 8 exons. The coding region runs from base 1 to 1344 and encodes 447 amino acids. NCBI's taxonomy places the organism in Eukaryota, Metazoa, Arthropoda, Insecta, Psocodea, Pediculidae. Gene Ontology annotation, cellular component: plasma membrane.
AUGGUGUUACCAUCCAAUCAUUCCAAUUUUUAUCCGGAUGAUAAUAAUAAUACUAGAUCCAAUGAUACUUUUGAUUCCGGGGGCAGUCCCAAAUACCCCUGGGACGCAUACAUUCAAAAUCUCAUUUUGGGAUGCUUCUUUUGGGGUUAUAUUUGCACUGAACUUCCCGGGGGAAGAAUGGCUGAAGUUUUUGGAGCAAGAAGAAUUUUUGGAUAUGCCACGAUGUGCGCAUCCGUUCUCACUCUUGUUACUCCCUUGGCAUGUAAUAUUAGUUAUAUUGCUGUUAUACUUCUUCGAGUCGUUUUGGGAUUUAUGUUGGGUGUGACGUGGCCCGCUAUUCCGCCCAUUUGCUCUAAAUGGAUUCCACCUUUAGAAAGAAGCAAAUUUAUGGCCAACAUGAUGGCAUCUUCGUUGGGAGCGGCUUUGACAAUGCCACUUUGCGGAUUUUUAAUUAGUUUUUUCGGAUGGGAAUCAGUUUUUUAUGUUACUGGAGUUAUCGGUUUUUUAUGGAGCGUAGUGUGGUUUUUGGUUGUGUUUGAUACACCUGCGCAACACCCGAGAAUUACUGUACAAGAGAAAAAUUUUAUUGAAAACGCCAUUGGCACAACAUCUGGUCCCGGAAAGCCACAUGCAGUACCUUGGAAAAAUAUAUUGACAUCUGUUCCGGUGUGGUCCAUCAUCAUCACUCACGCGUGCAGUGUAUAUGGAUACUUUACCGUCAUAAAUCAACUUCCAACGUUUACUAAAUACAUACUACAUUAUAACAUCAAAGCCAACGGUUUACUUUCAAGUCUUCCGUACCUUGGCAAAUAUGUUUUUGCCGUGAUCACAAGUUAUUUAGCAGAUUAUUUUAGAAAAACUAAUAAGUUAACAACUACGGCAACUAGAAAAAUUUUCACUUCCUUUGCCGUCAUAGUACCUGGAUUUUUAAUGAUCAUUCAAGUGUAUUUCGGUUAUGAUAAAAUAGCAUCCAUUGUUAUAUUCACUCUUGCGUUAACCGUCAACGGAGGAGUAACAGCCGGAUAUCUCAGCAACGGUUUGGACAUAGCUCCUAAUUAUUCUGGAACAAUAUUCGGCUUGGCCAAUACGCUGUCUUCGCUAGGAGGUUUUUUAUCGACUUUGAUGGUGGGAACUUUGACGCAAGACAACCAAACGUAUCAACAAUGGCAAAUAGUUUUCUGGAUUUUAUCAGGAACUUAUUUUUUUGGUGGUGUAGUUUUUUUAAUUUGGGGAACAGGAGAACUACAGGAUUGGAAUUCGCCAAAAGAAAAAUCUCUUCCUCUGGAUUCAAUUAAUUCUCACGAAACAAAGCCGUUGAAAAAUGAUAUUAACGAGAUUUUUUAA